AGGCGGAGAGGAGCGCGCACGAGGCCGGUUCAGCCCACAUGGAGAGGGGCUGGAGCUCCAGCUGCUCUCCGGCUGAUGACGCGGGACCAGGUGGGGGAAGGCGGGGCAAGCUGGAAAAAAACAACACUUCGACGACAGUGAACGCAACACUCCGCCGACAGCGCACCGGCAGACCCCGGCUUCACUGCCAGCUCCGGCUCCUGCACGCGGAGUUCCUCCGGGGAAACCUCCGCAUCGAUCGGGUUCCGGCCGGUCCUGGUCCCGGUGCGGUUCUGAGCUCGAGGACUCUCUCCUGGAGGCUUUAUAACGGCUGCAAGCGGGUCUGCAAGCGGCGUAUUGAGCGAGUAAAGGGCCCAAACUCGAGUGUCCCGACUACGUGAGCGCCGGCCCACACAGCUGCCACUUCGACAGCAGCCACACGUCCAUUUGGAAGAUCUACUGCCUGAACGUGACCGCCGUCACCGCCCACGGGAACUACACUUCCCAGGAGCACUGCCUGGAUGUGGCAGAGAUAGUUCAGACCGAAGCGCCAGUGAAUCUGACCUACGCGCUGACGGAUGCGGGGGGGGAUGAAAUGGGCCACAACGCGCUGCUGUCCUGGACCUACCCCGUGCCCUCGGACCUGCAGUACGGCUGGAUCACGCUGGUGUACGAGCUGCAGUACAGGCGCGUCACCGGCAGCGACAACUGGAAGCUCCUGGUGCUGAUUCUGGUGACGGGAGUCGGGGUCGUGGCUCUGCUGAUCGUUGCCUUCGGCAUCGUUCCACAAAGCAAGAGAAUAAAAGACUACUUCCUGCCGCCUAUUCCAAAGCCGCGAAUCCUCGGCAUUGACCCACUGCUCCUGAAGAAGGGGAACUUGGAGGAAGUCAACCGUCACUUCAGUAACUUCCACAGCUACCGACCUCCGAGCUACACCGAUGAGGUUUGGGAGCACGUCAGCCCCGGUGACGUCUACCCGUCCCCGCCGAAGGACUACGGCGUCCAAGCCGAGCCCGUGGACCAGGAGAGGGACGCCCUGAUGUCUCCGUGCGGCCGCGUGACGCCUGUGCCCACCAGCCGCCAGCUCACCGCCCAACAGCUGACGUCGUACGUGCGCAGCCUGCCGCCCUACAGCUCCUCGCCGCCCAACGCCUCGGCCACGCCGCCGAACGUGCCGGCGGCGUGGCCGAGGCCGGAGAUCGUGUCCCUGUCGGGGACGGAGUACAGCGUGAUGGGACGUCCACGCGUCCCCGAUGCCACCGUCCGCGCUCCGCAGGACUUCUACACCUGCGUGCAGCUCAUGAACGAAAGCGGCGAGGUGCACCUGGUGCCCUGCCUGCCGCCGCCGGCGUACUGCCGCGACUUCCCGCCUCUCGCCAGGUCCAAAUCAGAUGCACGGGAGAAGGAGGCGAAGAAGAAGAAGAAGAUGGCCGACAACAAAGCGAGGACAGACGUCAUGAAAGACGGAGACGAGGCGGAGAGAGGCGAGGCGGCCGUCCCUCUGCUGCCGGUCGCUGUCGACAACAAGGGCUGAGCCACGAAAACACGAAUAUGGUGAAACCUGUCGCCGGGGUCGGGGCGGGAAGUGCACCGGAGGGUGGGGGGGGGUAGGGUCUGCUCCAGCAGGACGUUUUAUUUUUGUCCACUCUGCGUUGACACCCGACGACUGACAGAAUAGAUGUUUUUGGUGUCCAACAAGAAAUAAUGCAAACUCUAAGAAACCUAAUGUUCUGGUGCAAUAACGGGUUGAGUUUAGGUGAGAAACAUGGCGUCAAAAGCUGGACCUCAACUGCUUUUCGGUUUCUGCAACCCCCCCCCCCCCACACACACACCCCACAACACCACACAACACCCACCCCACACAACCACACACACCCACACACACCACACCCACCCGCAUCAUACCUCAAGAGCAGAUUUCCAAAAUAAAUUGCUGCAAAUGAGCGUUUCGUCCAGAAGGAGCGAGUUUACAACCCAGUCUCCUACUGAAAAUGUACCAGCCUUACAAAAUAACAUGGUGAGAAUAUAUAAGGUCGUUACAUUAUUUUUAGGCUUUUUUGCGGCUAAACAGUUAGUUCUCGUAUGCUAAUUUUGUAAGGCUGUUACAUUUUCAGUAGGAGACCGGGUUGGAGUUCAACACCUUCGCAUGAAUGACGUUUGUAGACUUUAACCCUGGUGUUGUCCUCGGGUCAAAUUGACCCGUUUCUAAGUGUUUUAGACCAGAAAUAUGGAUUUAUUUCAAACAAAUUACCCAAAAAUAACACGGAUGAUUCCAUACAACAUUCUUCUGGUAAAAUGAAUUACUUCAAUUAAACUUUUUGGGUGUUUAAUUAGUUUAUAGAAUUUGAAUUCUUUUUUUUUUCUUUUUUAAUAUGGUUUUAAAACAUCCUCUGAUCUUAACUAUUAGCUCAAAUUAUUCAUAGUUUCUGCCUUUAUAACUAAAAACUCAUGUAUAAUUUGAUACGAAUGAGAUUUGUUGGCCAUGAAUUCCAAAAAUAAGUGUGAAAACCUGUUAUUAAACCAGCUCAGGGUUUGUUUUUUUAAGCGCCGAAAGCUGGAAAAAGUGAGAAAUAAAUCAGCAAAAAGGACAAAAACUUUGCAAAAGCACAAUUCUUUUUUUUUAAUUUGACCUGGAAGGGCAAGUUACUGGUUAACUGGAAGACAACACAAGGGUUAAAAAAGAAGAAAUAGUGACUUAAAUUCAGUGUUAGCACAUACUAUUUUUUCCAAAAUCGUCACAUUCAGCAUCUGGAACGUCAGGAAGACCGAGACUACCUUUUUAGUAUUUUAUGUUUUUAUGUGUUUACAUGCUUUAAUAUUCCAGAUAUUAGCCUUACCUCGUCGUGUAGUUCUGUAACACGAGACCACAAGCGUCUUUGCACAUUUUUUGAUUUCCCCCGCUGUGUUCAACAAACUCAAAUAUCAUCGUGACGAAGGACGACCUCUGCAGGAGAAGCGGUAAAACCGGCGGCUGGAAAAUCGGCCAAUCAGGAGCGAAAGACAGAUAUAUCUGGAUGGAUAAAACAAGACUGUGUUGCUGUAUUCCUAAAUUCCUAGAUUGUGUGUGUGCAACUACCACACACACACACACACACA
Etheostoma spectabile (orangethroat darter) is the source of this 3075-nucleotide messenger RNA. It is a transcript of the gene crfa4, whose product is annotated as cytokine receptor family, class I receptor 4. Gene Ontology annotation, molecular function: cytokine receptor activity; protein binding. Gene Ontology annotation, cellular component: external side of plasma membrane. Lineage: Eukaryota; Metazoa; Chordata; Actinopteri; Perciformes; Percidae. The record is from RefSeq and is a predicted model, not a curated record. Gene Ontology annotation, biological process: cytokine-mediated signaling pathway.